AUGCUGUCAGAUAUACCAAUUGAUUUCACGGAGGUAACUCAAUUAACUGAUUGGGGUAUUCCUCAACAAUCAUUAGAUUUCAAAUCAACCACAUUAGAAUCAGAUAGAUAUAUAUGUUCUCGUGAAUCAGGUCCUCAAGGUAAUUCAGUUGCCAUUGUUGAUUUACAAAAUUUAAAUAAUCAACCAACUAGAAAAAAUAUGACUGCGGAUAAUGCAAUUAUGCAUCCAAAAGAAUUUGUUAUUAGUUUAAGAGCAAAUGGUACAACUUUACAAAUUUUUAAUUUAGGUACAAAACAAAGAUUAAAAGCAUAUACAAUGAAUGAACCAGUUAUAUUUUGGAAAUGGCUUGAUGAUCAACAUUUAGGUUUAGUUACUCAAUCAUCAAUUUAUUAUUGGAAUGUAUUUGAUGGUACAAAUGAUGGACCAAUAAAAUUAACAGAUAGACAUCAAAAAUUAAAUAAUUCUCAAAUUAUUAAUUUUGUUGCUGAACCUGAUUUAAAUUGGUUUGCAGUUACUGGUAUUGCACAAGAAGAUGGUAGAAUAGCAGGUCAUAUUCAAUUAUAUUCAAAAGCAAGAAAUGUAUCACAACCUAUUGAUGGUCAUGUUUGUAAAUUUGCUUCAUUAACUUUAAAUGGAUCUAUACAACCAACAAAAGUAUUUAUCGUUGGUAAUAAAAAUGCUUCUGGUCAAGGUAGUAUGCAUAUAAUUGAAAUUGAUCAUGUUGAUGGUAAUCCCCAAUUUCAAAAAAAAGUUGUUGAUAUUUUUUUCCCACCAGAUGCAAGUAAUGAUUUUCCAAUUAGUUUACAAGCUUCAAAUCAAUAUGGUAUUAUUUAUAUUCUUACAAAAUAUGGUUUCAUUCAUUUAUAUGAUAUGGAAACUGGUGCGAAUUUAUUUGUUAAUAGAAUCACAUCUGAUCCAGUAUUUACAGCAACAAGUUUUAAUGAUGGAAAAGGAUUAUUAACUAUAAAUAAAACUGGUCAAGUAUUAAGUGUUGAAAUUAGUAGAGAAAAAAUUAUUCCAUAUGUAUUAGAUAAAUUAUCUAAUGUACCUUUAGCUUUAGCAUUAUCAUCAAGAGGUGGAUUCCCAGGUGCUGAAAAUUUAUUUAAUCAACAAUUUCAAACUUAUUUAAAUCAAGGUGAUUAUACUAAUGCUGCUAAAGUUGCUGCAUCAUCUGAACAAUUACGUACUCAAGAUACAAUUAAUAAAUUAAAACAUAUUACUCCUCAACCAGGUCAAAUUUCUCCAAUUUUACAAUAUUUUUCAACUUUAUUAGAUAAGGGCACUUUAAAUAAAUAUGAAUCUAUUGAAUUAGCUAAACCAGUAUUGCAACAAGAUCGUAAACCAUUAUUUGAAAAAUGGUUAAAAGAAGAUAAAUUAACUUCUUCAGAAGAAUUAGGAGAUAUUGUAAAAUCUUAUGAUACAGCAUUAGCAUUAGCAGUAUAUAUAAGGGCUCAUAUACAUGUUAAAGUUGUCUCAAGUUUAGCUGAAUUAGGACAAUUUGAUAAGAUAUUACCAUAUUGUGAAAAAGUUGAUUAUCAUCCAGAUUAUACAAAUUUAAUACAAAAUUUAGUUCGUGUUAAUCCUGAUAAAGCAAGUGAAUUUGCUACUUCAUUAUUAGCUGGAGAUUCAAAUUUAAAUAUUGAACAAAUUGCUGAUUUAUUUUUUUCACAAAAUUAUAUUCAACAAGGUACUGCAUUUUUAUUAGAUGCGUUAAAAAAUGAUACACCUGCAGAAGGUCAUUUACAAACAAAAGUUUUAGAAAUUAAUUUAUUACAUGCUCCACAAGUUGCAGAUGCUAUAUUAGGUAAUCAAAUGUUUAGUCAUUAUGAUAAACCAACUAUUGGUAAAUUAGCUGAAAAAUCAGGAUUAUUUCAAAGAGCUUUAGAACAUUAUGAUGAUUUAAAAGAUAUUAAAAGAGUGAUUAUACAUACAAAUGUUUUACCAAAUGAUUGGUUAGUUUCAUAUUUUGGUCAAUUAAAUGUAGAUCAAUCAAUAGCUUGUUUAAAAGAAUUAUUUAGUCAUAAUUUACAACAAAAUUUACAAGUUAUAAUUCAAGUUGCAACAAAAUAUUCAGAUUUAAUUGGUGCAAAAAAAUUAAUUAAAUUAUUUGAAGAAUAUAAAUGUAAUGAAGGAUUAUAUUAUUAUUUAAGUUCAAUUGUUAAUUUAACUCAAGAUCCAGAUGUUGUUUUUAAAUAUAUCCAAGCAGCUGCAAAAGCAGGUCAAACUAAAGAAAUUGAAAGAAUUGUUAGAGAUAAUAAUGUUUAUAAUGGUGAAAAAGUUAAAAAUUUCUUGAAAGAAGCUAAAUUAGAUGAUCAAUUACCAUUAGUUAUUGUUUGCGAUAGAUUUAAUUUCAUUCAUGAUUUAAUAUUAUAUUUAUACAAAAAUCAACAUUUCAAAUUCAUUGAAGUAUAUGUUCAAUCAGUUAAUCCAAGUAACACACCACAAGUUGUUGCUGGAUUAUUAGAUGUUGAUUGUGAUGAAGCUAUAAUUAAAAAUUUAUUAAUGUCUGUAUUAGGUAGAGUUCCAAUAAAAGAAUUAGUUGAAGAAGUUGAAAAAAGAAAUAGAUUAAAAAUUUUAUUACCAUAUUUAGAAAAGACAUUAGAAGGUGGUUCAAGUGAUCAGGAAGUUUUUAAUACUUUAGCUAAAAUUUAUAUUGAUUCAAAUAAUUCACCAGAAAAAUUUUUACAAGAAAAUAAUCAAUAUGAUACUUUAGUAGUUGGUAAAUAUUGUGAAAAAAGAGAUCCAUAUUUAGCUUAUAUUUGUUAUUCAAAAGGAGGAAAUGAUGAACAAUUAAUUAAUAUAACAAAUGAAAAUAAGAUGUAUAAAUAUCAAGCAAGAUAUUUAUUACAAAAAUCUGAUCUUGAUUUAUGGAGUACUGUUUUAACUUCAGAUAAUAUUCAUAGAAGACAAUUAGUUGAUCAAAUUAUUUCAACUGGUAUUCCAGAAUUAGAUGAUCCAGAACCAAUUUCAAUUACUGUAAAAGCAUUUAUGGAUAAUGAUUUACAAGAAGAAUUAAUGGAAUUAUUAGAAAAAAUCAUUUUAGAACCAUCAGCAUUUAGUGAAAAUUCAUCAUUACAAGGUCUUAUGAUACUUACUGCUAUAAAAGCUGAUUCAUCAAAAGUUUCAAAUUAUAUUGAAAAAUUAGAUAAAUUUGAUCCAAAUGAAAUUGCACCAUUAUGUAUUGAAAAUGGUCUUAAUGAAGAAGCAUUUGAAGUUUAUGAUAAAUUUGGUUUAAGAUCAGAAGCAAUGAAAGUUUUAGUUGAAGAUAUUGUUUCAUUAGAUAGAGCUGAACAAUAUGCUGAAAAGUAUGAUACUUCAGAAUUAUGGUAUCAAUUAGGUACUGCACAAUUAGAUGGUUUAAGGAUACCAGAAGCAAUUGAUUCAUAUGUUAAAUCUAAAAAUCCUGAAAAUUAUGAACAAGUUAUUGAAAUUGCUGAACAUGCAGGUAAAGAAGAAGAAUUAUUACCAUUUUUAGAAAUGGCAAGAGAAACUUUAAGAGAACCAAUUAUUGAUGGGGCUUUUAUUAAUGCUUAUGCUACAUUAGAUAAAUUAAAUGAUAUGGAAAAAUUUGUAUCUUCAUCAAAUGUUGCAGAUUUAGAAACUAUUGGUGAUAAAUUAUUUGAAUCUAAAAAUUAUAAAGGAGCUAAAAUUUUAUAUGCUAAUGUUUCAAAAUAUUCAAAAUUAGCAACUACAUUAGUUUAUCUUGGUGAUUAUCAAGCAGCAGUUGAUUGUGCAAGAAAAGCUUCAAAUACAGAAGUUUGGAAACAAGUUAAUAAUGCAUGUAUUGAAAAUAAAGAAUUUAGAUUAGCUCAAAUUUGUGGUUUAAAUUUAAUUGUUGAUGCAGAAGAAUUACCAGAAUUAGUAAAAACUUAUGAAUACAAUGGAUAUUUUAAUGAAUUAAUUGCAUUAUUUGAAAGUGGUUUAGGAUUAGAAAGAGCUCAUAUGGGUAUGUUUACUGAAUUAGCUAUAUUAUAUUCAAAAUAUAGUCCAGAAAAAGUAAUGGAACAUUUAAAAUUAUUUUGGUCAAGAAUAAAUAUUCCAAAAGUUUUAACAGCUUGUGAAACUGCUCAUUUAUAUCCAGAAUUAAUUUUCCUUUAUUGUCAUUAUGAAGAAUGGGAUAAUGCUGCAUUAACAAUGAUUGAAAAAUCAGAAACUUGUUUUGAUCAUAGUUCAUUUAAAGAAAUUAUUGUUAAAGCUCCAAAUUUAGAAAUUUAUUAUAAAGCUAUUCAAUUUUAUAUUAAUGAACAACCAAAUUUAUUAGUUGAUUUAUUAUCAGUUUUAACUCCAAAAUUAGAUUUACCAAGAGUUGUUAGAAUGUUUGUAAAAUCAGAUAACCUACCAAUGAUUAAACCAUUUUUAAUUUCAGUAUUAGAAAAAAAUAAUAGUGUUGUUAAUUCAGCUUAUCAUGAUUUAUUAAUUGAAGAAGAAGAUUAUAAAGCUUUAAGAUCAUCAAUUGAAAAUGAAUCAAAUAAUAGAUUUAAUAAAUUAGAUUUAGCUGAAAGAUUAGAAAAACAUGAUUUAAUAUUUUUUAGACAAAUUGCAGCAACAUUAUUUGCAAAAGAGAAAAAAUAUAAUAAAGCUAUAUCAAUUUUAAAAGCUGAUAAAUUAUGGUCAGAUUUAUUAUCAGUAGUUGCACAAUCAAAAUCUCAAAAAAUUGCUCAUGAAACAAUAGAUUAUUUUGUUGAAACAGGUAAUCAUGAAUGUUUUGUUGCACUUUUAUAUACAUCAUAUGAAUUAAUUGCAAAUGAUUAUAUUGUUGAAUUAUCUUGGUUACAUAAUUUAGGUAAUUUUAUAAAACCAUAUGAAAUUUCAAUUAUUUAUGAAAAUCAAAAAAAAUUAAAUCAAGUUUAUGAUGAUUUAGAAAAAAGAAGAAAUGCUGAAAAUCAAGGUGAAGAAGAAAAUGGUGGAGCUAAAUUAAUGAUUGGAUUUUGA
Molecule: messenger RNA, 4932 nt
Organism: Lodderomyces pseudojiufengensis
Lineage: Eukaryota; Fungi; Ascomycota; Pichiomycetes; Serinales; Debaryomycetaceae
Gene: CHC1
Product: clathrin heavy chain
Exons: 1
Coding region: 1-4932 (1643 amino acids)
Biological process (GO): intracellular protein transport; Golgi to endosome transport; receptor-mediated endocytosis
Cellular component (GO): clathrin coat of trans-Golgi network vesicle; clathrin complex; actin cortical patch
Molecular function (GO): structural molecule activity; clathrin light chain binding
Source: RefSeq, a predicted model, not a curated record